CCGUGAGGCUUUUACACCGCAGAGUCGCUGCUGCUGGCUGAUGUGCCGGAAGCGAACUUGUUCCUCGCACGAAUAGUCGCGCUAGUGAUUUUAACUGCUAGAAGGUUUCGUCUUUAAUUUACGGAUGGUGAAAUCUUCUGCGGAGUUUUUGUUGAAUAGUAAUUGUUUUAGUUGUCAGAAAAGACCCGACGAGCCGUGUUUCCUCGAAGCGAUCAUGCUGAACACCGAGAAAAGUUCCUGGUUAGCGGGCUCUCGGCUGCCCAGCUCCAUCCCUCAGUCUCCGGGGCCUCUGUGGUGCUCCGAUGCCCCUCACCCACAAGUGAAGAUCCCGGGUGGGCGAGGGACGGUCAGGGAUCACUCUCUCGGCGUGCUACUACACAAGGAUGAGAAGUUAACAGUGACACAGGCCACUCCGGUGGGUGGGAACCCCCCACGUCUCCGCUUCCACUACCAGCUGAGUGAGCGCCGCUCGGCCUCCUGGGAUACGGCUCUAUCACAAGACAGCCUGUUCCUGGAGAUCCCUGCCGGGCCGCUGGUGGAGGGGAGCAAGGAAGGGCUAACUGCUUUGCUCGAGUUUGCUGAGGAGAAGCUCAAAGUUAACUAUGUGUUCCUGUGGUUCCAUAAAGACAGAGAGGAUCGAUUGUCCAUCAUCAAGACGUUCCACUACAUGGGCUUUGAGAUGGUGAAGCCAGGAAACCCUGUGGUACCGGCCCGGGCUGAUCUGGCCUUCAUGGUUUACUCUCUGGACAGCAGCAGCUCAGACGAGGAGUGACUGCCACACCAUCUCCUAACACCUCCCUCUCCCACCCUUACUCCCCUCCCUCACCCAAACUGUUUUCUUUCUCAAGCAAACAAAUCUGCUUCGACUCUGACACAAACCCCUCCUCCCCCUCAGAAACCCUUCAUCACCGACUUGGGAGGUGUCAGCCUUUUUCUUUCUUUUUCUUUUUUUAAUAGAACUGUGAUUUAAGGGGGAGUUUGGAAGUGGUAGGAUUUCCAUGAGAUACAAACACCCCCAGCUCCCCCUCUCCCUUCCCUAACUGCAGAUUGGAGAAACGGGGAGUGACGUAGCUUGAACCAAGUCAUCACGUUCAUUUUUUUAAUUUCUCCUGCUUCUCGUGGCCACAUGACUUGUUUGUGGUGCCAUCGACAGGACAAACAUCUGUUUGGCAUUCAGGAGAAGGUUUGGGGAAGGGAGGGAUGUUGCAUUAAAAUUCAGCAUAUCUCUCCUCUGACAGCUUCUACCUUUUUUUUUUUUUUUUUUUUUAAAUAAGGAAAAAGACUUUGGUUGUCUGCGUGUGCUGUGUACCAUACAAGCAGUGUUUGCAGGGCUACAAAGAGGGAAUUACGGGUUUGGUAUGGUCAAUAAAAUGUUGUUUUGCUUUUAUAUAGUAUAGGUGGGUGAAAGCCUGAUGUGUUGCAUUUAACAGUAAAGCACAUGUAAACAUUAACACUUCUUCCUGACACACGUUAAGGCAUCAUUCCAGCACGUCUCGCAGCGCUCUUAGGUCAGUUCUCAUCUGCCCAGAACAGUCCAGCCACAGAUGUGGAAGAACCCUGUCGCUCUCUCCAGACGUGUCAAAGCUAAGAAGCAGCCUGUAUGUUGAAUGUCACAACAGUGUAGCUGCCAGCUCGCCGAGACGAAAACACACACACACACACACACACACACACACCCUCCUCCCCUGUGCAGUAAUGAGCCUGUCGAGCUGACCAUGUGAGGUAUUGACCAGCUGGGGAGGAGGACACGACCUCGCUGUUGUUUCACUUUGCACGUCAUACACAGUUGUUGUAAUUUUUUUUUCUUUUUUUUUUUGUCAUUUUAAAGAACAUAAGCUGAAUAAUUGUUGGUGUGAUAUGGUCAAAUGUAAACAGAAGCUCUUGAAUCUAGCGAAGCUUUAGGCCCCAGUUUGUGCUUCUCAUUUAUUGUUACAAUCAAGUCAAGCGUCUGUUAAAAAUAAAUAACUGGUGAUUGUUGAAAAACCCAGCACUUAAUUUUGUUCAAAAGUUGUUUCAAGAAUCUUCAUGGACUUUAUCUCUAACAUCGUUCCGGAUAAGUUGUGGACAGAUUUCUUAAGCAGGUUGCUGGAAAUGAUUAAGCCCUCGCUCUGCCUGUACAACCCGAGAAACUGACGAUUUUUGUAUGAAGAUAUGAAAUAACACGAGAUGUGGACAGAUAUCGCUGAUAACGGCACCUUUUAUUUUGACAGAAUGUAAUUUCCAGCUACCGACCUCGUGUGCAUCAGGAAAAAGAAACUACUUGGGGAAACAUUUUCAUCUUGCAGCAAACCGAAUAUUGUUUGUUGGAUAUUGACUGUUGUGUAGAUUUCUUCAACCGCGGCCUUCUGGGUUUGUCGAAGGUCACUGAAAUACCCUGUGACUUGAGUAACGGUCAUCAAUGAGAGGCCCAAGCCGGGGCUGGAGAAGCUUCUUUGAGCCCUGUAACAGUUGAAAGCUCCUUUUAAAGUGAGGCUUUUUGUGCCUAAAAGAGAAGAGUGCAAUGUUAAUAUGUUUUUUUGUUUUUUUUACUCUCCAGUCUUAUCAAGGAAUGUGUCCGUUUUCCACACUUAAUCCCACGCAGAUUCAGACCCAUGCUGAUCUCAUUGUAGGGGUACAACAGGAGCGCUCCAGGUGAUUACUGUAUAUGCAAUUAGAAUCUAAGCACAGGAUGAAUCCUGUCUAGCUGUAUUUUAUUAUUAUUAUUAGUUUUUUUUUUCUUUUGUAGUCUUGUGGUUUUUAGUCAACAAAACGCCAAAGAAUCCAUUCUGUGUGUAAACGUGCCGUCAGCUUUGAACAUUCAGCUAAUUUAAGCCUGGUAUGUAAAGCAAUAUUAACCUACAUUCCCCAUGCCAGCCAUACUACCUGUUAACACCUCAGAGAAACGCGAUCGUCGUCUGUUCCACGUUGGUGUUGGGAUGGGGUGGGUGCUUUUGGUUUUUUCCCCCUCUUCUGCAUGUGUUCAGAUCGUUUGAGUCUUCGUUGCUACUGAUUGAGCCCUGACUGUAAGCUGUUAGGAAAUGUCAAUAUAUGAAUUUUCUCAGAGGUCUAUUUUUAUGUAUGUAUAUUUCUCAUAUGUUUACUGUGAUAGUUUAGGGAUUUUUUUUUCCUUCUCGGUGACAUAGCAACCAUUCAGUGACAAUCCGUACUUGUAUACUUUGGAAAUUUUUGUCUUGGGGGCAGGGAAAGACAAUAAAACUUGUUAUCUAAAUGGGA
This is a messenger RNA of Scatophagus argus, 3213 nucleotides long. It is a transcript of the gene oaz2a, whose product is annotated as ornithine decarboxylase antizyme 2a. Gene Ontology annotation, molecular function: ornithine decarboxylase inhibitor activity. The record is from RefSeq and is a predicted model, not a curated record. Gene Ontology annotation, biological process: positive regulation of protein catabolic process. NCBI's taxonomy places the organism in Eukaryota, Metazoa, Chordata, Actinopteri, Scatophagidae. Gene Ontology annotation, cellular component: nucleus; cytoplasm.